ACUGCCGGCCCCGCCCCGCCCGCUUCCCGCUGCCCGCCGAGCCGGCAGCCGCGACGCGGGCGGCGGCCAUGCUGCCGCGGCCGCUGUGCCCGGCGGCGGGCCGCGGCGGCGGCGGCGAGGCGGCAGCGGCGGGGCGGCGGGGCGCCGGGGGGGCCCGGCCGCGGCGGCGGGGCGGCGGCGGCGGCGGCGGGGCGGUGCUGCUGCCCUCCAUGCUGAUGUUCGCCGUGAUCGUGGCCUCCAGCGGGCUGCUGCUCAUGAUCGAGAGGGGCAUCCUGGCCGAGGUGAGGCCGCCGCCGCUGCACCCGGCGGCGGGCGGCGAGCCCCCGCGGCGGCGGGCGGCGGGCGGCAGCAGCGACCUGGAGCACCAGGUGCUGCAGGACACGCGCAACCGCACCAUCCGCGCCGUGUGCGGGCGGCGGGCCAUGCCCCGCAGCGUCUGGGACCUGCCGCCCGGCCAGCGGAGGACCGUCCUCAAGCACCUCCUGGUCAGCGACAAGUACCGCUUCCUCUACUGCUACGUCCCCAAGGUGGCCUGCUCCAACUGGAAGCGCAUCCUCAAGGUCCUGGACGGCGCCCUGGAGAGCGUCGACGUCAAGCUCAAGAUGGACCACAAGAGCGACCUGGUCUUCCUCGGCGACAUGAAGCCCGACGAGAUCAGCUACCGCCUGAAGAACUACUACAAGUUCAUCUUUGUGCGAAACCCCAUGGAGAGGCUCCUGUCGGCCUAUCGGAAUAAAUUUGGAGAAAUCAAGGAGUACCAGCUCAAGUACGGCGUGGAGAUAGUGAGGCGGUACCGGAAGGGCGGGGGACAGUCCGCGGGCGACGACGUGACCUUCUCCGAGUUUCUGCGGUACCUGCUGGACGAGGAGGCCGAGCGCAUGAACGAGCACUGGAUGCCCAUCUACAACCUGUGCCAGCCCUGCGCGGUGCGGUACGAUUUCAUCGGCUCGUACGAAAGGCUCAACGCGGACGCCAACUAUGUGCUCGAGCAAGUGCAGUCGCCCUCUUUCAUCCGCUUCCCAGAAAGACAGUCGUGGUACAAGCCCGUGACGGCAGAGACACUACAUUACUAUCUAUGCAAUACUCAGCGCAGGCUUAUAAAAGAACUGCUGCCGAAAUACAUCCUGGAUUUCUCCUUGUUUGCCUAUCCUCUUCCAAACAUAACCAGCGAAUUUUGCAGGCAAUGAGCUUUUUCCUGCUCCAGGGGAUCCCCAAAUACGGUUUUGCUGGUACAAGAAAGGACUCUGCAAUGUGGAUUUUUUGGGUUGCUUUGUCGGUUUUGAUACUAGCGAAAGCAGUUAGACCGACAUAAAGGGCUUUUUGUCAGCUUUGUUUCAGGACCUGGUGUAAACUCGAUCUACGCUGCAAACAUUUGCUAAUAUAACCAUUUCUAUGAAUAAUACGUUGCUUCAGGGUCAAGGAAACACUCUGUUCUAUGCAUUAGUUCCUAAUUUUAUACUUUUGAAACACUUUUUAUAUUAAAUGUUAUAUAUUGCCUUUUCUACUAGACUACCUUUUUAGUCUUUAUAUUGUUCCAGUUUUAAUAUGUACAUAUGCCGCUGAAUUAAGCACAAUAGCUUUUGUAUAUCUAUUUUGUUUUAAAUUCUUUUUAUAGCAUGGCACAGAAAAUAUCCAUACGAAAAUCAAGAAGCAGCCAUAUUUUAAGUGCAGUUUUUUUCUUCCAUUUCCGUGUUUCAUAGUGCUGGCUGAAUCACAGACAGAACCUGAUAUAGUACUUGAUGCUCUAAAAGUUACUCCAAGGCAGUUAAAACUGUUCGUAGAUCAGACUGGAGGUAGGUUUUGGGGAGGGAAUAGGAAAAAAAGGCUUUUGUAAGCUAGGCCCUGCUAUCCUUUAUCUUCUCAUCUGGAGAGGGUGGUUAAAUAAGUCUGGUUUUGUUCUGUUACACUAGUAAUACCUCUUGUUUGGUUGUUUUUUUAUUUAGCAUUUAAAUAAAGCCAGUGAUAAGACAAUAAAAAGACUCUUUGUCUUAUUUCCUGUGAUUUAGGAUUUGAAAGUGCCAAUUGUUUACCCGGCAAAGCAUAUUUCGUGCAACAUUGAGUCCUAACAAUUUGUUCUUCCGUUUCCCUUCGACUCGAAGCCAUACAGACUUCUGAUAAGAUAAAAAAAUCCUAGCUCGUAUGACAGAGAACAACCAAAAUAAUUUAUAUGUGCCUCCUUUACAGCCUCGUUUUACCUUCUCCAGCCGCAUUUGAAACAACUGAAAUUGGAUGAUCAGUUCUCCUUCUUUAAUAGAUGCACGCACCGUUUCCGUAGCUAUUUGUAUUUAAUCAGGACUGUUACAUUGCAAAAGCUUGGAAGACGCUGUACCAUGUUGUUCCUGGGAAGCUGUGUCCUGAUUUUUAAUAAAAUGUCUAUGUAAAUUAA
Dromaius novaehollandiae (emu) is the source of this 2386-nucleotide messenger RNA. RefSeq names its product carbohydrate sulfotransferase 14 (gene CHST14). Gene Ontology annotation, cellular component: membrane. Gene Ontology annotation, biological process: carbohydrate biosynthetic process; dermatan sulfate proteoglycan metabolic process. The record is from RefSeq and is a predicted model, not a curated record. Bases 69 to 1187 code for a protein of 372 amino acids. Gene Ontology annotation, molecular function: sulfotransferase activity. NCBI's taxonomy places the organism in Eukaryota, Metazoa, Chordata, Aves, Casuariiformes, Dromaiidae. The transcript has a single exon.